Punica granatum (pomegranate) is the source of this 1352-nucleotide messenger RNA. The record is from RefSeq and is a predicted model, not a curated record. NCBI's taxonomy places the organism in Eukaryota, Viridiplantae, Streptophyta, Magnoliopsida, Myrtales, Lythraceae.
GUAGGACUACGGAGAGCGGCAAUCGAAGAUGCUUCCUCUAUCUUCUUCGGAGAUUCCACCGAACUGCCCCUUAGCUACCCAACACACCAACGUAUAGCAGAAUCUCUUCUUCUUGCUUUCGCUUCGAUGAGCAGAGCAUAGAACGAAACGAUGACAGUUUUCUCUCUCUACUCCCAAAUUUCUUCGCCGCUCUCAUCUUCGAAGCUCGAUCCUCCCAAAGCCCUUGUCCUCUUCGCUUCCUCAAAUGGGAGGACGCCCCUGCGGUUGGGUUUCUCAAGAACUGCACCGCCAUUCAGAGUCUCCUGUUCUUCUUCUUCGUCUUCCGAUGAUCCCUCCGGCGACAACCUCAGAAGCAACUUCUGCAUUAUAGAAGGGCCAGAGACUGUUCAGGAUUUCAUGCAGAUGCAGUUGCAGGAAAUUCAGGACAACAUUAGGAGUAGGCGGAACAAGAUCUUUCUCCUCAUGGAAGAGGUGAGGCGAUUGAGAGUACAGCAGCGGAUCAAGAGCGCUGAAGGGAUCGAUGCAUUUGGUGAAGUGGAUUCAAAUGAGAUGCCCGAUAUUCCAUCAUCAAUCCCUUUUCUUCCUCACAUGACGCAGAAGACGCUGAAACAGCUUUAUUUUACGAGCUUAUCGUUUAUUGCUGGGAUCAUUAUUUUCGGAGGUCUUGUUGCACCUACUCUGGAGCUUAAGCUUGGUCUAGGAGGCACCUCGUAUGAAGAUUUCAUACACAACAUGCAUUUGCCUGUGCAACUGAGUCAAGUGGAUCCAAUCGUGGCAUCCUUCUCUGGUGGAGCAGUCGGGGUAAUCUCAGCCCUAAUGUUAAUUGAAGCGAACAACGUGGACCAGCAAGGGAAGAAAAGGUGCAAAUACUGUCAUGGAACUGGAUACUUGGCUUGUGCAAGAUGCUCAGCAAGUGGCGAGUGUUUGAGUGUGGAUCCAAUUGUGACCGAUGCUACUGAUGGUCCUUUAAGAGUGCCCACAACCCAAAGAUGUCCAAACUGUUCCGGGGCAGGAAAGGUCAUGUGCCCCACAUGCCUCUGCACAGGGAUGCUAAUGGCAAGCGAGCACGACCCACGAAUAGACCCAUUUGACUGAAUACAGUGGUCCUUUGCUUGGGAGUUGUUGUCUGUGAGCUUGGAACUGCCUGAAUCUGAUUGUAUCAUGAAUUCGCAAUGAGAUAUUCCGAGGGUCGAAGGCAUACUUUUGUUGCAUGUUCUCUUGCUUUACAAAAAUUUUGUCUAACCAGGAAAGUAUUCCCAAACAUGUAGUCUGUGGGAGCGAAUGGACUGGUCGUCUUGUCUUGUAUCUAUGGAACUCUUGGAUUCAAUUAUAAAUUUUUCAUGUUACGUUUC